AAUCACAAUUUAGUUCCUUGCACAAACUCUAUAUAUAGUAAACUUUAUUUUCUCCUUAUCUUUACAUUCGAAGAAACUGCUGUACUGCAGCUCUGAACAUCUUUCUUACUCAUACUGUAGCAGUCACAAUGGCACCCAUGGUAGCACCGAGAGGACUCAUCUUCCUCUGCCUGCUUCAACUAAGUGUUCAGGCGAAUGUGAACACGGCAGUCCUCACUAAAAUGAUUCAGUAUUUUAACAAUAAUGUUCAACCCAAAACAAAGCCUGAUAUUCAGUAUGCAAUAGCGAUCAGUGUCCCAGAGAAACAGUGCACAGAUGAAACUUCUUCUAUUGAAACUGUGUUCAGCAGAGAAGACGCAGAAAAAGUACAAACAAUUCUCACUAAUGGUCAAACAUGUGAACUUUGUACAAACUCACAGAAUGUAAUUGCUGCAAGGCCAAAAUCCGAUAAGAUCCAUGCCGAGUAUGUUCUGCUGUAUCCUCCGGGCAAUUCUCCUAUGGACAAACUUUUAGAAAAGGCAAAGGACAAUGACUGUGUGGUUUUCUAUACUUACAACUCACCUUGUGUGACAAAAUGCAUUGAUGGUGAGAGGAGCAUUUUGGAGGGCCUUUCAAACUGGAAAAAUAAGCGAAAUCAGGGACUUAAUGUUUUUGUUUUUCAUAUUGUCUGGCAUAAGGAUGUUUGGAGAAGUGACCUAUCAGAGGAAUUCAAAAAGAUUGAUGAGAAAGUUCCCCUUUAUCAAUGUUAUGGAGCUGAACGAAUGAACUGUUUUAAAUGUCGAGUUCAACAAACAACCAGUUAUUGCCUGGAUGUCCAAGAUAAAAAACAAUCACUAAAUUACUUUCUUGAUCUAAUACACUCUUAUCCCGAAUUAGUUGAUUUUGCUAGACAGUUGCUUGGGAACCUAAACCUAACUAAAUAAUUUUAGUUUUGGAACACAUUAAACUAAACAGGUAAGUUGUAUUAACAUAGAACCUUUAGUCGGUGCAGACAAAUCAAGUUGGCAUUAGCAGUCAUUACUAAAAAGCAUUAGUUUACAUUAUGAAAAUAGUAAAUUUUACUUAACAUUUUUGUAGUUCAGUAAACUUAAUUUUAAGUUGAUUUAAUUUGUAAUAUCAAGCUUACAUUAUGAAAAUAUUAAAUUUAACUUAACACUUUUGUAGUUCAGUAAACUUAAUUUUAAGUUGAUUUAAUUUGUAAUAUCAAUUGCUCUGUCCAACAUCUACACUUAUAUAAUUAAGUUAAAAGAUUUUCUAUUUCUAAACUUUUUAACAGAAACACAUAAAAAACUGCAAUUUUGACAUGUAUUGUCAGUUGUGUGGAGAGAAAUACAUUAAAAUGUGCUAGCAGCGUUCAUGUAAGUCAGGGGUCUCAAACUGGCUUGGGGCUUUUCUGAGAUUGACAUUUCAUCGGAGGGCAGCAGGGCUAUUUUAAGGUUAAAAAGUACAAUAUUUCUGUAAAUGUACUGUUUAAAUUCUAUUAAUGUUUAAUAAUACUUGAAAAUGAAUAAGAAGUGUUUUUUAUCUUUUAAAUAUACAUUCUUUAUAAAAGUAAGUAAAUAAUUUAUUAACCUUAUCUUUAAUAACUAAGGCCUAUUAAAACCUUGCACUAAACUAACACACUAAAUUUCUGUAUACAUUUAUAAACUAUUAUAAAAAAAUUACCAUUA
Messenger RNA from Paramisgurnus dabryanus, 1670 nucleotides. RefSeq lists its product as uncharacterized. The record is from RefSeq and is a predicted model, not a curated record. NCBI's taxonomy places the organism in Eukaryota, Metazoa, Chordata, Actinopteri, Cypriniformes, Cobitidae.